Molecule: messenger RNA, 2329 nt
Organism: Aspergillus ibericus CBS 121593
Lineage: Eukaryota; Fungi; Ascomycota; Eurotiomycetes; Eurotiales; Aspergillaceae
Product: GMC family oxidoreductase
Exons: 1
Coding region: 178-2046 (622 amino acids)
Biological process (GO): secondary metabolite biosynthetic process
Molecular function (GO): flavin adenine dinucleotide binding; oxidoreductase activity, acting on CH-OH group of donors
Source: RefSeq, a predicted model, not a curated record
CACCCAUCACAUAUGACUACCGUUCUUUCAUCCUUACACAUCCUUUACUCUUCCGAAAAAGGUGCCGACUCUAGCCCUUCCUUUGCUCUUCUCGUGUCAUUGGGCAUAUGAUGCCCACUGGGUGCCGUUGUGAGCCCUAGUUCCAGCUUUAUCUACUCAAAUUAUCAAGCAGCCAUAAUGCGAUCGCUUUGGUCCUGGCUGAGCUUAGCAGCCGUGGCCAUUGCUCACGAUGGUCCCGAUCUCAAUCUCUUCGACUAUGGCCAGCGAGGGCCACUCUUGGGUACUUGGUUCGGCAUACCCGGACAGAAUGCAACAUUCGACUAUAUCAUCGUAGGCGGGGGCACCGCCGGGUUGACUGUUGCCAGUCGACUGGUCAAGAGCGGAUAUCUCAGCGUGGCUGUCGUUGAGGCAGGUGGCUUCUAUGAAAUUGACAAUGGGGACCUUUCCGUGAUCCCCGAAUAUGCAAACUUUUUCACUGGGUCAGAUCCCAGGGAUUAUCAGCCGCUAAUUGACUGGGGGUUCGUGACCCAACCGCAGCAAAGUCUGGGCGGUCGUAUCCUUCAUUAUCCGCGUGGAAAAACACUCGGGGGCAAUUCAGCGAGGAACUACAUGUACUACCACCGCCCAACGAUAGGCAGCUUGCAUCAGUGGGCGAAAGAGGUGGAUGAUGAGAGCUAUGAGUUUGACAACAUGCUCCCGUAUUAUAAGAAGUCGGUCCAUUUCACCCCCCCGGACGGGGAGCUGUACACCAACUCGACAAACAUACAAAACCCAGAAGCCUUUAGCUUAUCCGGUGGCCCUCUGGAGGUGUCCUCGGGAAACUUCGUCGAUGGUUUUGGAACCUGGUUCCGCAAAGCACUCAUUGCUCUUGGGUUGAAGCAGACUGAAUUCAACAGCGGCAAACUCUCGGGCUCUGGAUACGCAACUCUGACUAUCAAUCCCAGCAAUGCUCAUCGUUCGUCGUCGGAAACUGGUUUUCUGCAAUUGACUCUUAACAGCGGCCUAGGUCCGGUAGUAUACCACCAGACCCUUGCACAGAAGAUCAUAUUUGAUAUGCAUAGAGUCGCGACUGGCGUUCAGGUUGAAACGGCUGGAACUUUCGGCACUCCACCUGUCAACUUCACCCUCAGUGCCCGGAAAGAGGUUAUAUUGUCUGCAGGAGCCUUCCAGUCCCCUCAGCUGUUGAUGGUAUCGGGAAUCGGUCCACACAAUCAACUUUCCCAGUUCAACAUCACCUGCAUUAGUCACCUGCCAGGCGUUGGUCAAAACCUACAAGAUAAUCCUUUGGCUGGAACGGUACACCGAGUGGCCGUCCCAACUGUAGCCACAUUAGCGGAUGAUGAGGCGCUGAUGGAGUACAAUGUCAAGCAAUAUAUUGAGAACGCCACAGGACCACUGUCCAUCCCUGGGCCAGGGUACUUUGGAUGGGAGAAACUACCCAAACCAUACCGCUGGCGUCUGUCAAAUGAAUCCAUCGCAGCACUCUCUACGUUGCCAGAUGACUGGCCGGAGACCUUCUAUGUCGCCAGCGGAUUUUCACAGGCUAUCAAUGCGGACGAUAAACAGAUAUAUGCCACCAUCUUUUUCUCAAACACUGCAUCUUUUUCCCGCGGCAACAUCUCACUAGCAGGUCCAAAUAUGACAACUCCGCCCAUAAUUGACCCCCAGUGGCUCUCGAACACUACAGACAUGGAGAUCAUGGUUGAAGCGGUCAAGCGAAGUCGCCAAAUUUGGGCGCAACUGGCCGACCUAGGUGUCGCCGACCCAGUGGAAUAUUUCCCAGGGAACAAUGUAACGACGGAUGAGCAGAUUCGUGACUUCGUUCGGGGAAACCUACCAGCCCCUUCACAUGCGUCAUGCACAUGUAAAAUGGGACGGAAAGACGACCCAAUGGCAGUCUUGGAUAGCUCUGCACGGGUGUAUGGAGUCCAGGGUCUGCGGGUUGUUGAUGCGAGCAGUUUCCCUUUCCUACCUCCAGGGCUUCCGCAGUCGACAGUCUAUGCUCUUGCCGAAAAGAUUGCAGAUGAUAUCCUGCAUGGACGGUGAUUGAGUUGAUCAAAGCAAUGGAUAGAGCGACAGUAUUGUAUAUAUACCAUUCUUACCCGAAACACGGCAUUACUACCACCCUUUAAUGUUGGCGUCUCUUGUGAUGACUAUUGUAGAAGCGCAGUAGUUAUCAUGCCAUAAAUCUUAUGCGCUGCCGAUCCCCCUUGGUUAGCAUACCGACAUCGACAGACAGUGAUCCGACGGACAUCCUCCUGAACUUCAGAAGUCAGCAAACCAACCCAGAGCCUUUUCAAAAAGUAUGUCCGACAAGCAAAAGCAAAAG